Molecule: messenger RNA, 2531 nt
Organism: Linum trigynum
Lineage: Eukaryota; Viridiplantae; Streptophyta; Magnoliopsida; Malpighiales; Linaceae
Source: the annotation of a GenBank genome assembly
CAUCUACUGCUCUUGAUCGAGCUAAAAGGGGGGAAAGGAAACCUUCUUUCUCCAAUUUGGUACUUCACUCUCAAAUCAAAUCCCUACCUAGAAUGAUUUCUUGGUGACUUGCCUAAAACUAAAAACUAAGGCCUCGCCUCUUCCCGUGAUCUCUCUGUUUCCUUCUUUACUGCCUUUUCCUCUCUGCUCUUCUUGUGGUUUUCACUGUGCUUCCUUCGUUUGUUAUUCUUCUUUCCCUUCAUUUUCUCCAUUUAAUAACGACAAGUAGCUUUCUCUUCCCUUCCUUUCCUUUCCCACCCACCGUCCCUCAUCCUCAUUGCAUUGUGAAACCCUCAUUCACAGAGAAAACAUUCCCACUGUCUCGACACCAGGAAAAAAAGAAGAAAAUGAAUAGUCAUGGCGGCGGCUGCUUCACUCUCCUCUUCCUCUUCUGCAUCUCUGUUGCUUCCAUGGCGUUGGAGACGAACCCAUUUACCCCCAAGGCGGCUCUGGCUCGAUACUGGAACAAGGAGAUCCGGAGCGGCGGCCUGCCCACCUCCCAAUUCCUACUCUCCAAGGCUUCCCCCAUGACCGCCGUCCAGUCCGCCACUUUCGCCAAGCUCGCCGCCCAGAGCGCCCUCUCCACCCAGCUCCCGGCCUUCUGCUCCGCCGCAGGGCUCCUCUGCUUCCCUGAUUUGUCCCCCAGCCUCGAGAAGCACGACAAGGACUCCAACUUCGCCGUCUACUCCGACAAGAACUUCACCAAUUACGCCACCGGGAGCGCGGGAGGGCUUGACUCCUUCAAGAACUACUCCGACGGGGAGAACCUCCCCCUCGAUUCGUUCCGCCGCUACAGCCGCGACGCCGCCGGCCACAAUGAUAGCUUCGCCAAUUACGCCCCCGGCACCAAUGUCGCCGACCAGAGCUUCAACACCUACGGCGCCGGGGCCACCGGCGGGGAGGGCAAGUUCACCGGUUACAAUGAGCAGAUAAAUGUGCCGAAUCUCAAGUUCACAUCUUACGCGGACGAGGGCAACGGCAGGUCCCACGACUUCACGAACUACAACAAGGAUUCCAACUCCGGCAACCAGGGGUUCACGAGCUACGGCAAGAACGCGAACGGGGCUCCGAAUGAGUUCGCCGGGUACGGGGAGAACGCGAAUGUAAUCGGGUCGGGUUUCACCAACUACGGGGAGACGGGCAACGGGGCCAACGACACGUUCACGUCGUACGGGUUCAACGGGAACGUCCCCCAGAACAAUUUCAGGAGCUACGGCGACGGAGGGAACGGCGGCGUCGAUGGGUUCGCUUCCUACAGGGACCAAUCGAACGUCGGCGACGAUUCUUUCCAGUCGUACGCGAAGAAUUCCAACGCCGCCAAGGUCAAUUUCGGCAAUUACGGGAAGUCGUUCAACGAAGGGACGGACAAAUUCUCCGGGUACGGGCAGGGCGGAGUCGGGCCGAAGAUCGGGUUCAAGGGCUACGGAGUGAACAACACCUUCAAGGACUACACCAAGUCCUCCGGCGCCGUCACCUUCGCCGGCUACACGAACCGGAGCUCGUCGUCGGAGAUGAAGGUGAGCGGCAGUUUGGUAAAUAGGUGGGUCGAGCCGGGCAAAUUCUUCCGCGAGGCGGAGCUGAAAAAGGGGAACGCGAUGCCGAUGCCGGACAUCCGCGACAGGAUGCCGAAAAGGUCGUUUCUGCCCCGCACCAUAAUCUCGAAACUGCCCUUCGCCACGUCACACAUCGGCGAGCUGAAGCGGAUCUUCCACGCCGACGACAACUCGACGAUGGAAGCGAUGAUCGCGAACUCGCUGAGCGAGUGCGAGCGCUCGCCGAGCCCCGGGGAGACGAAGCGGUGCGUGGGGUCGGCGGAGGACAUGAUCGACUUCGCGACGUCGGUGCUGGGGCGGCGCGUGGAGCUGCGGACGACGGCGAACGUGGAGGGUGCGAAGCGGAAGAUCUUGAUCGGGGCGGUGAAAGGGAUCAACGGUGGAGAAGUCACGAAAUCCGUGUCUUGCCACCAAAGCCUGUACCCUUACCUACUGUAUUACUGCCACUCGGUUCCGAAAGUCCGGGUCUACGAAGCGGAUAUUCUCGACCCGAGCAGCAAGGCCAGGAUCAACCACGGGGUUGCCAUCUGUCACGUUGACACGUCAUCGUGGAGCCCGACCCACGGAGCGUUCAUGGCUCUGGGCUCGGGUCCGGGUCGGAUCGAGGUCUGCCACUGGAUAUUCGAGAACGACCUGACUUGGACCAUUGCUGACAACUGAUUCAAGGAAGUUGGGUCGGGUCGGAUCUUAUUUGGGUUUGAGCCAUUCGCUCAGACAACUGCUGCAGCCCAGAUGGUCAAAUGGCUGAAGGGGAAAGUGCUUUUUAAUUUUAUCUUUAUUUUUACAUAUUUUUAAUCGAGUUUCUUAAGCCUAAGAUAAGGGAGGCUCGCUGGUGUUUAGUUUGGGAGGAAACUUAUUAUUAUUAUGAUUAUGAUAUGAUUAUAUGAAUGAAUGAAUCAUGAUUUAUUGUGAUCAUAAUAAUAAUUAUUAUCAUGAAAU